This is a messenger RNA of Neofelis nebulosa (Clouded leopard), 1699 nucleotides long. RefSeq lists its product as uncharacterized. The record is from RefSeq and is a predicted model, not a curated record. Lineage: Eukaryota; Metazoa; Chordata; Mammalia; Carnivora; Felidae. The transcript is spliced from 2 exons. Bases 1 to 909 code for a protein of 302 amino acids.
AUGUUCUUCCUCUCUGGGUCGGCUCUUUGGAAAAGCUCCGUCCUCUGGUCACCAGUAGGUCCUUUGCUGUCUGGCCAGCGCGCUGUGCUCAGAGGCGGGCUUCCCGUGGGCGCACGGUCGCGGCCAACCUUCCCGCGCGAGCUCCCGGGUGUUCUGCUUCUGGCCUCGCCAUUCACGAGGCCCCUCGGGCCGACGGCGCGGUCACCCGGACGGCGUAACCGGACGAGCCUCGGCCCGCGGUUAGGGGUGAAUGGGCGGCAGCCGGCGGGCUCGAGAGACAGGAUGCGCCGAGGAGGAUGCACCCGGCAGGGCGCACGGCGCGGCGCGCGCGGAGCUCGGCGCGCGGUGCCUUCAACACCAUGGACAGGUCGCGCGAUCGGGGCUCACCACCAGCCCCGCAGCCAGCCCCGGGGGCGUCAUGCCGGUCUCCCCAGCGCAGUCUCCUUCCUGAGUAUCCACCCGAGAGGUUCCAGACCCGCCUCUCCCGCGAUGCCUCUGCCUCACUUCAUCUGGCUCCCAAGUAGCCCCAGGAACCUGCUGCUCAGGUGCAAAGAAAAUGCUGCAGGCACCGAGGAAAACAGCGGUCCCGGCCCUUCAAAACAAUCCGCCCCCUUCUCCCGCCACAGCCCGGCACUGGAGCUGUCUGCUCUGCCCAACUGGGGUCAGCCGCUCUCAGACUGCACCAUUUUCUUCGCAGCCCACCCAGGAGCCGAGGCGCCGGCUCACUUGGCGGCGCGCGGAGAAUCCCGUCCGGGCCUCGGCGUCCCGCGAUCAGGCUCCCAGCGCGCGGCGGCCGCCGAGAGAGAGGCAGAGCAUGAAUGGGGGAGGGGCAGAGAGAGAGGAAGACACAGAAUCCGAAGCAGGUUCCAGGCUCCAAGCUGUCAGGAAGGAGCCCGACACGGGGCUUGAACUCACAGACCAUGAGAUCAUGACCUGAGCCGAAGUCGGAAGCUCAACCAACUGAGUCACCCAGGCGCCCCACAAAUUCUUAAAACAAAACUUAUAUUUGGGAUUUUGUAUGUUAUAUUCAAGCAUUGUAACGAUCACCUAUGACAAGUUAUUGUUAGUGCAAAAAAUGCAAAAAAUAUUACUUUUAUCAUGUAAAAUAUUAUCAUAUAUGUCAUGAUUUUUACUGUCAAAGUAAUAUGUAGAUCCACAAUACCUAUUCAGUUCUUCUUUCAAAUAUUCCAGUGCUAGAAAGAAAAAUACGAAAAAUUGCAGUCCAUUGCUUAAUUUGUUCAAAUCUCUCCACAGUCAAGACCAUAUCUUGAUCUAUAACAGUCGGAAAAUAGUUACUACAGACAUUACUUUGGCUUAUUCGUACAUGAAGCCUCUUCUUUCAAGUCAUGAAAACAUUUGCAUUUCCUUGUUCUAAUUCUCUUAUAUUUUAUUAGGAUAUCACAUUUGAUUCCAUAUGCACUCUAUUUUUAUUUAGAAAACCAUUUUCUUUAAAAUUUAAAAGUAUUUUUAAUCCCUUUAAGUGAGAAAUCACCAAACUUAGGUUUUCUUUUGCUUAUACCAUUAAUAGCAAGUAAUAGUUUGUAUCAAAAAAUUGUGGACAGCACAAGUCCUAAAUUAAUUUUAUCUUCCACAAAGACCACAUUCUUGCUCUAGAUUUGAGGACAUUCUAUUGUUUCAUUUAGCUUUCCUAAUAUAUCUUACAUCCUUUCUACAUUAAAUUUAAUGGCUUUAGUCAGCA